CUUGUGUUUGAAUAUAUGCUGUUAUUAGGUGAGGAAGGUGAGGAUUCAGAGCUCUUAUCUGUAUUCCCAAUAAAAAUGUCAACUAAAAAACCGAAAGUCUUACUUAACUCACAUUAUAUAACAUCAUAAUCACCUUGCAGCAUGCAUGAAAUUUAUUUCCAAGAAGCAAGUAAUGGAAGACCAACAGAAGAGGAUUCAUCCAGUGGUUGAUGUUAAAUCACCACCGCCACGACCACCACCAGUAAUGGCAUCUAUGUUGUCUCGGGGCUCUGCAACAUCAGACAAAGGUAUGCUAAAUAUGGCACCACGACCGCCGUCCAUGGUAACUGUACCUCUAGUACCGCAGGGCCAUGCAACAUCUGAAAAAGUGCUUCCACGCCGGCGGCAAAGGAGCUGCUGUUGCAAGUUCAUUUGCUGGACGAUCAGCCUUCUCUUCGUCAUCCUCAUCCUCAUUGCUGCUACAGCUGGCAUUCUUUAUCUUAUCUUCAGACCAAAGCUUCCAAAAUAUUCCAUCAACAAUCUUAAUAUAAGUGACUUAAGGCUCAACUACGACCUCAGUCUCUAUGCCAAGUUCAACGUCAAGAUCACCGCCAAUAAUCCCAACGAGAAGAUUGGAAUUUACUACGAAAAAGGGAGCCGGUUAAGCGUCUGGUACACCAACAGCAUGCUUUGUGAAGGGUCGUUGCCGAAAUUCUACCAAGGGCAUCAGAACAUCACAAAACUGGAUCUGGCUUUGACUGGACAGAAUGAGUAUGGGAGCACAAUAAUGGCAGCAUUGCAAGAGCAACAGCAAACCGGACGCAUUCCACUGGAACUUAAGGUGGUGGCGCCCGUGGCCAUCAAACUGGGAAGCUUGAAGCUGAGGAAGAUGAAGAUUUUGGGACAAUGCAAUCUGGUGGUGGAUAGUUUAUCUGCAAACAAUCUCAUAAGCAUCAAGGCUAGUAACUGUAGAUUUGGAUUGAAGCUCUAAAUUUCUCAAUCACACCAAAGCGUCCCACUUUUCCUCCUAUACUAAGAUUUGUUUUUACACAUAAUAUUACACCACCAAUCGACAUUUUUUGAUAUUCAUCUUUGCAUUUGUGAUUGAGUUUGAACAGUUGGGUAUGUUUGUAGCCUUUACAGAAUUUACAAUCAAACCACGUAAAUUGUACUUUCCUUCUUUAAUUUAAAGAAUAUCAUACCAUUCUAGUGAUUAUGGAACAAAAAUAUUGGUAGAGU
Messenger RNA from Rubroshorea leprosula, 1218 nucleotides. Lineage: Eukaryota; Viridiplantae; Streptophyta; Magnoliopsida; Malvales; Dipterocarpaceae. The record is from the annotation of a GenBank genome assembly.